This is a messenger RNA of Eimeria acervulina, 2901 nucleotides long. RefSeq lists its product as hypothetical. Lineage: Eukaryota; Apicomplexa; Conoidasida; Eucoccidiorida; Eimeriidae. The record is from RefSeq and is a predicted model, not a curated record. The transcript is spliced from 15 exons. Bases 1 to 2901 code for a protein of 966 amino acids.
AUGGCCGAACGAACCGUUAAGAAGGAGCUAGAUGGCCAAACUGACCUCAGCAACUGCACUAUUACGGUGCAUUGGACACUGCAUACCCGCCAAAAUUCACCUCAGUGGCCUGAAUUGUUUUUAAUGGCUUUGCAAUACAACAGUGAACUCUUCGAGCAGCUGUACCCCGGAGGCUCUGACGUGCACCAAAGACUCCGUGAUAUUCUCCCUGUCUUUGUCUACGGCCAGAUCGCUCUGGCUCCUCCUGCACCUUUCUUCGCUGCCCUCAAUACACGCAUCCCUCCUUCCGAGGCCAGAUACACGAGGAGUUGCGCUGCUUGGGAGAGAAGGGGGCAAGUACACCGUGGCCUAUCUGGCUUUGGUACAUACACUUUUGCCCUCAAGCCCAUGGCCGUUAUACCCAUAACACCUCGAGACGAGAAUGGAAGCCACAGGGCUUCUGGAAGCUUCCCCUUAGGCGUCUUCAUUGUCACUCACGACGGUUCUCCGACCGUCGUGGGCUGCAAUAGAGGCUUAGAUCGAGGACACUCAAAGGUGGGCAGACUAUGCAGACGCUCUGGCGGGCUAGUCGGAUGCCACUUGAGCGGCCACAAUGUCUCCACCGCCUCUGCGGGUGCGGUACCCACAGUUCACCGUGGAGCAAAUAGCUGUUUGACGCAAGUUUCCAGGGGCCCCAUGGAGCAGGCUGGGGGGACAUCGUUACCCGGUGUGGCGUCCAAGGCGAAGCCCGACCAAGAUGAAUCUGCCCUACAGGAAGAACCCUUACAGAUUCCAUCACGUGCAGAUGGAUCUGAUGCUCAAAAAAAGCCCAAGCGAAAGCUGUUUCCAGUAAUCGUAAUCCUUACCAUUCUCGGCUUUCUGUUGGCGCUUCUUCCUAAGCUCACCGAUCCUGCUAAGAAGCCCGUUGAGCAGCCUAAGCCUGAGCCGAUUCCCGGUGAGGAGGCGCCAGUCUCUUCUGGAGAAGAACUAGAACCAGGCCAGCCUGAAUAUGGGCCAUCAAAAGGCAGACCUUCGGGCGAGCGGCCAGUAUUGCCUACUGGAGAUGAAGAUAAGGAAUCUCCUAAGCGUAGAACGCCGACACCACUGCCAGACUUCCAGCCUCCUGAUACGCCACCCAUUCCCCCUCCUCGUUUGCACACAAAACGGGAGGAUACGCCCAGCCCAGGCGACGAGUCACCUUCAGAGGGGGGUCCAGUACCCCAUGGUGUCAAACCUCCCCCUCGAGGCAAAUUCCCCCCAAUAAUUAUUCCACUCCCCACCGAUGAUGGAGAAGAGCCUCCGUCGCCUCCGGAGAGGCCUAUACCGGCAGAACGCAAGAAAAGGCCAAGCGUAGGAGGAGCUGGCCCUUUGUCGCCUGGGCACCCUACCGGGGAACAAGCCCCGGAACAAACGCCGACGCCAUCUCCAUGGGGGGAAGAAGAGGAAUUGUAUCCACCUGGAACUGGACCCGCGGGACCGGAACCGCCAGCACUGCCUACCUUGCCGCCAGCUGGGCCAACUGGAUUUGAAGAACAGCCUCUUCAACCUGGAGACGAGGGGUUCGGACCAGAGGAUCAAGGAGGAUAUGAUGCGUGGGAAGAUGAAGAGGGAUACGGCGAUGAAGGAGGUGUAGAAACGCCACCCACUGCGCCGGCGACUGAGCCAGAGGAUCAACAUCUGCCACAGUUCCCAGGUGCCUCGGGGUACGGAUCUGCUGGUGAGGAAGGUGAAAUGAGUGAAGAAGAAGGCGAGCAAACGCCAUCCCCUGCUCCGGCGACUGAGCCACAGGAUCAAUAUCCGCCACAGUUCCCAGGUGCCUCGGGGGCCGAAUCUGCUGAUGAGGAAGAUGAAGAGGGAUCCGGUGAUGAAGAAGGUGUACAAACGCCACCCACUGCGCCGGAGACUGAGCCACAGGAUCAGUAUCCGCCACAGUUCCCAGGUGCCUCGGGGGCCGAAUCUGCUGAUGAGGAAGGUGAACAGGAAAUCGGUGAAGAAGAUGUACAAACACCACCCACUGCACCAACGAUUAAAGAGCCGGAAUUUGGACCGGGAGAGGGGAAGCCCUCUGCAGCGGAAGGUGAAGGAGGUAAACCGGAGUCCACGGAGACUGCACCCAGGAAGCCUGACGCCCAGACAUCCGGCGAAGGGGAUCCAGAGAAGCCCGAGGAGAAACCACCAUCGAAAGCGCCGGAUGAGGAAGAUGAAUUCGAACUCCCGGACAGAUAUGGAGAGCCGGUAGAGCCAUGGUCACGAGAGGAAGCGCUCCAGACACCUUUUAUUCUACAACUUGGUGGCGAAAGGUUCGGGAAUAUGGGGAAAGUGCCAACUGAAGAAUUCCAGAAGGUUCUAAAAUUGAGCGAAGGAGACCCCUCCGACGAGGUGCCUACAGACGUAGGGCCAAUACUCAAAGAUUCUCUUCGGGCGAUACUUCCAGGAAAUUCUGCGGAUUUACCCAGCCUGGAACAUUACUGCGAGCGUCUUCAGGCAAGUACCCACGACAGUUCUUUCGCCAAGGGCGGCAGGAAGGGCAUGGACCGACUGGGAGAACGGAAGGAAACCAAACCUUUUCUCGAUUUGGAUCCGUCAGAGUUAUUGACAGUUCACGCCAUUCGCGUGAUUACGGUAGUAUUGUUGACUUCCUCAAAGCGUGCUCCGCAUCGGGAGUACUUGGUGCCGCCCCAAGUGCCGGAGGUGGGAUUCCCGGUUGAGCUGGAAACGAGAGAAGACGAUUUGCCGGUGCGCGAUGCGGAUCUAACAGCACAGUUUUUCCACCCUCCGGAUGUCUACAUAGCCCACUGCGGCGGGCUUCUUCGCUCUGCGUCUUUUGGGAUGGCACCACGCAGACAUAAGGUGGGUGAUGCCUGUGCUGGUGACUGUGCGAGCAGGCUGAACUUAGACACGCCUCUGUUGGUAUGGCCUUAG